Haemonchus placei is the source of this 348-nucleotide messenger RNA. Lineage: Eukaryota; Metazoa; Nematoda; Chromadorea; Rhabditida; Trichostrongylidae. The record is from the annotation of a GenBank genome assembly.
AUGGGCGCUCGACAUUUUGCCCUCAAGCAGGAAUACGGUCUUAGCACCGUAGAACUUGACAGAUUCCAAGAAAUUUUCGUUGAAGUCAUUCUUAAACAGGAUGGAGUUCGACAGAGCAAAGAAGCCAGCCGUGCAUGGCGUAUCCUGAUCUGCGCUUUUGUGGAUUUGUUCCGAGAUGGUUUUGAGACACAAUUACGUCAGUUUAGACGGAAACACUCAUUCAAUGCACAUACGCAAUACUUUGAAAACAUCGAAAGACGGUCUUCCUCGUCUUUUCGGAAAUCAUCACUCAAUGUUGAUUCACGUAUGGAUGUGUGUACGAAGAAGAUCGCCCAGAUACACCUUUGA